AUGGCCGCUCACCCCCUUCAAGCCCUAGGCGAGGCAGUUGGCUCCGUGGGGAUCGACCCCAGGGCUAACCAGCUUUCAUCACUGUUCCAAGGAGCUAAUGAUGGCCCCGCAAGAACAGCCGCGAAAAUUACUGGUGUGCAAGGCUACGGUAAAAGAGAGGAUGAUAGCACCUACUUCACAAGUAACGAGGGCAUUCCCUUCCCGGAUCCAGCUCACAGCAAGACUGUCGGAGGCAUACCUGUGGCUUCUGAUAUCCAUCUAUUCCAGAAACAGCAGCACUUCAACCGAUCGAAGAAUCUGGAGAGAAUGGUUCAUCCUUGCGGUAGUGGAGCCUUCGGAUAUUUCGAGACAACUAAAGAUAUCACGGCGCAUUGCAAGGCCGACUUCUUGAAAAGCGUCGGCCUCAGAACCCCAGUGUUCACUCGAUUUUCAACUGUCACUCUGGGUCGCGAGUUUCCAGAUCUGGCUCGAAACCCUCGUGGCUUCGCCAUCAAAUUUUACACUGGAGAAGGCAACUAUGAUAUUCCUGUCUUCUUUUGCCGUGAUCCCAUCCAGGGCCCGGAUGUCAUCCGCUCCCAGUAUCGGAACCCACAGAAUUUUUUACUCGACCAUAACUCGCUGUUUGAUCUCCUCGCUAACACACCGGAAGGUAACCAUGCCGGGAUGAUGUUUUUUAGUGAUCACGGUACACCGCAGGGAUGGAGACAUAACCACGGAUACGGAUGCCAUACCUUCAAAUGGGUUAACAAGGACGGCGAGUUCGUCUAUAUCAAGUAUCAUUUCCUCGCCAAUCAGGGUCAAAAACAAUUUACUGCCGACGAAGCAAUGAGACUUAGCGGAGAAGACCCCGAUUACUCAAAGCGUGACCUUUGGCGUGCCAUUGAAAAUGGCGAAGAGAUUACCUGGACUGCGCAUGUUCAAAUCAUGGAGCCGGACGAGGCUGACCCAGAUAUCCUUGGAUUUGAUCCAUUUGAUGUCACCAAAGUUUGGCCCAAGAGCCAGUUCCCGUUGCACGAAUUCGGCAAGCUGGUUUUGAACCGCAACCCGGAGAACUUCCAUAGAGAUGUGGAGCAGGCUGCAUUUUCUCCAGGCAGCAUGGUCCCGGGGAUUGAAGACAGCCCAGAUCCUCUUCUUCAAUUUCGCACUUUCUUCUAUCGCGAUGCUCAACUACAUCGAAUCGGAGUCAACUGGCAUCAGAUUCCAGUCAACUGUCCAUUCAUGGCAUCUUCUUACGCUUCAUUGAACUUCGACGGUCAAAUGAGAGUUGACGCGAACCACGCCGGAAAUGCGCAGUAUGCACCAAACAGCUUCGUGAAUAAGUUCCGCCCUGAUACUGCCGAAGCUCCAUACCAGCUUGCUGAUAGCACUGUGAGUCGUAAGUCGCAUUUCUGGCAUGAGGGCAGCCCCUCUGAGUACGAGCAAUCCCGAUCGCUCUAUGAAAAGGUUAUGAAUAGCGAAGCCCGGGAGCAUCUCCAUGUGAACACUGCCUCCGCGCUUAAGAAGGUGGAGUACUCCGUGAUCCAAGUGAAAUAUUUGGCGCAGCUGUUCAGAGUUUCCCACCAAUAUGCUAAGGCUGUGUAUGAUCUGUUGCCGGAGAAAUCGUUCAGCUUCGAAGAAGUGGAGGAAAGUUCCCAAGGAGCCGAGAAGAUAGGCAAAGAGGAGAAGUUCUGCUCAAGUGCGAAAACAGACAAGUUGGUAGGAAAAUGUCCCAGAGCAAAGGUUUAUAACACCUAG
This is a messenger RNA of Penicillium arizonense, 1734 nucleotides long. Its product is annotated as catalase. Gene Ontology annotation, cellular component: mitochondrion; peroxisome; cytoplasm. Gene Ontology annotation, molecular function: catalase activity; heme binding. Bases 1 to 1734 code for a protein of 577 amino acids. Gene Ontology annotation, biological process: response to hydrogen peroxide; hydrogen peroxide catabolic process. The transcript is spliced from 8 exons. The record is from RefSeq and is a predicted model, not a curated record. Lineage: Eukaryota; Fungi; Ascomycota; Eurotiomycetes; Eurotiales; Aspergillaceae.